GGGGCGGUUGGCGUCCGCGCGUUUCGAGUUGUUUUCAGGUAGCUACCGAAGCUUCUGCUGGCUAGCUGGACAGCCCGGCCGCUUUCUUAUGACUUCAGAGACGGGGUCCUGCUCUUGCUCAGGCUGGCCUGGAACUCCGGAGCUCAAGCGAUCCUCCCAACUUGGCCUAGGAUACUAGGAUAACAGUGAUGGCCCAUGAAACAAUGGAACAUGAUCUUCAGGUGCAGUUAGAUCACCAUGCUGUGGAGCAGCCACCUGUGGAAGUGGCUAGCAGCCAGGGUAUUGUGCCUCUGCUCCAGCCUGCCCCUGCUGAAGUGGUAGGCAGCCAUGGGGGACUAGUCCUAUUGCAACCUGCCCCUGCUGAACUGGUCAACAGCCAAGGGUUACCACUACUGCUCCAGCCUGCUCCACAGAUGUCCAUUGACCUGACAGAGGAAGAGGAGCUCUCAGUAGAAGAGAAUGUAGAGAACAUCAAUCCAAGAGAUUCAGAGGAACAAAGGCAGGGAUCUGGUGCUGCUCGUAUCAUCCAUGCAUCUGCAGUGGAUUCAAUGAACACCUUCAUCAGUGGGCUGCAGAGACUUCAUGGCAUGCUGGAAUUCCUGAGACCUCUACCUUCAGACCAAAGUGUGGGGCCAGUGAGAGUGAGGAGGAGGAGGAGAGGGUCUGCUUCACGGAGGGCAAGAGCUGGAGGGUCUCAGAGGGCAGACAAUACCAGGUUGAGAGCACCACUGGCUGCUUACUUUCAGGCAAGCAGGACCCAGCCACACAUGCCAGACAUUAGGAAUCUUCCUGUGCCUGAAGACUUGGAGGUGUUUAGUAGUUCUGAUUCUGACAGUGACAGCUCUAUAGAAGAUGGAGAAGUAGUUGCCCAAGCAGAGGAACCUGGAGCUGCAGAAGAGCAAGGAGGUAUCUCAGCAGAGCAAGAAGUUACAUCUGUCAGUGGAGAUGAGACCCUUCCCAAAAAGCAGUCUCCCCAGAAGCCCAACCCUUUUCAGCCUUCUGCUUCUAUGGAUGACGAAGAAGGGGAAAUUUGCACAAUAUGUUUGGAACAGUGGACAAAUGCGGGGGACCACCGGCUCUCAGCAUUACGCUGCGGGCACCUCUUUGGGUAUUGUUGCAUUUCUAGGUGGCUGAAAGGGCAAGCACGAAAAUGUCCCCAGUGCAACAGGAAAGCCAAGCAUAGUGACAUCGUUGUGCUUUAUGCCCGAACCCUGAAAGCUUUGGACACUAGUGAGCAGGAACGCAUGAAAAGUUCUCUACUGAAAGAACAGACACUAAGAAAGAAGGCCGAGUUAGAAUCAGCACAGUGCCGGCUCCAACUUCAAGUUCUCACUGAUGAGUGCAGUAAGCUUCACAAUCGUGUUCAGGACUUGCAGAAACUUAUUGUGCAGCAUCGGAGUCAGAUUGUACAGGAAUCCAGCCACUCCCAAGGACGUUUGCUGUGCGGCCUGCCCUCCAGCCAGGGCCAGCACAAGUACCACUUCCAGAAGACCUUCACAGUGUCUCAGACAGGAAAUUGCCGGAUCAUGGCGUACUCUGAUGUUCUGAGCUGCCUGGUGGUAUCACAGCCUUCCCCUCAGGCCUCCUUCUUUCCAGGCUUUGGUGUUAAGAUGUUGAGUACUGCCAACAUGAAAAGCAGCCAGUACAUUCCGAUGCAUGGCAAACAGAUCCGAGGACUGGCUUUCAACAGUCCAUCCAAAGGCUUACUUCUCUCUGCUUCCCUAGACAACACCAUUAAACUGACCAGCCUGGAGACAAAUACUGUGGUCCAGACUUACAAUGCAGGACGUCCUGUCUGGAGCUGUUGUUGGUGCCUUGAUGAUAAUAAUCACAUCUAUGCUGGACUGGCCAAUGGUUCGAUUCUUGUAUAUGACCUGCGAAACACAAGCUGCCAUAUCCAGGAAUUAGCACCUCAAAAAGCCAGAUGCCCACUGGUAUCCCUGUCAUACAUACCCAGAGCUGCCUCAGCUGCAUUUCCAUAUGGUGGGGUGCUGGCUGGAACCUUAGAGAAUGCUUCCUUCUGGGAAAUGAGAACAGGCUUUACUCAUUGGCCUCAUGUGCUGCCAUUGGAGCCAGGGGGCUGCAUAGAUUUUCAGACAGAGAGCAGCACCCGGCACUGUCUUGUGACCUACAGGCCUGAUAAAAACCACACCACCAUACGAAGUGUGCUGAUGGAGAUGUCUCACACUCUGAGUGACUCUGGAGAGCCAGUCUGCUCCUGCCGUCCUGUACAAACUUUCCUUGGGGGACCCACUUGUAAACUGUUGACAAAAAGUGCCAUUUUCCCAAACCCAGAGAAUGAUGGAAGCAUUUUGGUGUGUACUGGCGAUGAAGCAUCAAAUUCAGCCAUGCUGUGGGAUGCUGGCAGUGGCUCAUUGCUGCAGGACCUGCAGGCUGAUCAACCUAUUUUGGACAUCUGCCCAUUUGAGGUGAACCAUAGCAGCUACCUGGCUACCUUAACAGAGAAGGUGGUCCACAUCUAUAGGUGGCAGUGACCAUGGUCUGGAAACCUUUUAGGCAAGCUGCUGAUAAACUUCAGAUGUUUGCUAGCACCUAACAGUCCUGAGCAGGAUCCCUGCAUUUUGCCUGCAUCCUAGAACUUUUGGGAUCAUGAGUCAUUUGAAUUAUGAUUUUAGAGUCCAGUUGACCAAGACACUACUGUGUAUCUGCUGUGGCUACCAAAAGUAAGUGACUGGUACUCCAUCUACAUUAUCCAUUUCUCGUGUAUAAAGCCUUCAUGACUCUCUGUUGGGAAUCUUUAUUUCAUCUGAAGCAAUCAUUUAGGAUAUGAGUGGGCACCAAGCAUUUUCUGGAGGAUAUAUGACACCCCACCUGAGUGGUCUUGCCACUUGCGCUUUGGGAAAGCUGUUUGCAUCCUUGAAGUGACUGAUCAUCUUGAUGCUGAUUUGAUGCAGCCUGUAUGCAAAAGAGUCUUCCUCAGUUGAACACAAGAGGGCACUGUAGAACCUUGUGUCAGAUUAGAUUUUUUUGUUUGUUUGUUUGUUUUUUUUUUUUUUUUGGUUUUUGGACGGGGCUGGGUUUGAACCUGCCACCUCUGGCAUAUGGGACCGGCGCCCUACCCCUUUGAGCCACAGAUGCCGUCCUUUAUUUCUGAUCUUGAAGGCUGAUAACCUCUUAGUAACUUGGUCUCAUCCCCACAGUAGUGUGUAGUAGAGCACAUUUGGUGUACUUUGUGUCAGCAACAUUUGUGUUCUAAGGACAGGGUGCUGGGACUUUUGCAGGCCCUGUGAUAGAGGCAGUUGAUGAACUAGAGAUCCUUUGCUAAUCCUAAGGACAUUAAGUUUGUCAUGAAAUCUAUGGAAAGAGACCAUUUGUUUGAACAGUGCAGAAUGCUAGUUUUUCUAGCCAUUUUAGGAUCUCAGGAUUCGUUUUAUCUAAAACAGUGCUUUAAAGACCAUUCCUUUUACCUCCUGUUAGGAAAAGAUGAGUGAUAUGUGGAGUGUUUGCUUGAGUCUCCCUUACUGUCAGAGAUCAAGAGCAUGGAUUAAGAGAACUUUAAAAAGAAGUUGUUUGUGUUGCCAUUGACAACAGAAAGAGGACUCAUGUCCUCCGUUUUGAGAGAAUAAAGCCAAUCUCUUGGAGUGAGGGGGCUGCUGUUAAGUGUGUUUGUAAUUCUCAAUUAGAAGCUUCCCCAUGUGAAAAUGAUGUGAUUCCAUGUUUCUCUGAUUUGCCUCCUUAACCUUUUCUGACAAUGUUAGUAAAAUUCCUAGGAAUAAUGGAGACCUCUGUGAAUGAUAGGGAGGUACCCACCAACUUUCAUUCCACGUCACGUCUUGAAUUGUCCGACACUGAGGGCAGCAGUUCCCUCCAGUAGAGAGCUCAAUUUUUAUUUUUCUGUUUUGUCUUGGGCCACUCUGGCAAAUCACUGUCCGCAACAGACCAUGCUUCAGGGUGUAGGCAGGACCAGGGUGGUUAACAGCAUGUUUUUUUUUAAAUAAUUGUCAGAGAAAUGUUACUAUUUUUAUUAUAAAACACUUAGGACCUGUCAUCUCCUGAGCAGUUCCUAGGAUCUUUCUUUCCAGCAAGGGCUUGUUGCUGUAGAUUUCCCCAAACUUCCAAGUUCCAGUUGUGCCUUUUAAUGACCCUUUUUUAUUUGAGGAUGUCUUUUUUAAAAGCCAGCUUCCAGGGCCUAGGGAAAAUACUCUUUCCCCAGGGGGGAAGUACUCCUUUUGAUAUGUUGAUGAUUAAGAGUGGCUGCCCAGGCCCAGAGCUUCAGUGGCUAAACAGGAUUAGAACUCAUCUGGCUUCAGCAGAUUGCCACUGAGGGGACACAAGGGGUCAGGCCCUGGCUGCCUUUGUCUUUGGGUGCCUGUGGCACAAAGGAGUAAAGCACUGGCCCCAUAUGCCAGAGGUGGUAGGUUCAAACCCAGUCCCCGGCCAAAACUGCAAAAGGAAAAAAAAAAAAGAACCUGUCUUGGGGCCUGGGUGGGGUUAGGAUUUUACUUGCUUUGAAAGUACACUCAACUGAUGAUGAUUGAUUCCCUUAAGAUAGUGGUUCUCAACCUUCCUAAUGCCAUGGCCCUUUAAUACAGUUCCUGUGGGUUGCGACCCACAGGUUGAGAACCGCUGCCCUAAGAGUAGGAACCAAGACUACCGGAGAAGUUGGGUGAAUCCUGUCUUGCCAAUUCUUACAUUCCUAUAAAAUUUGGGUGUUUUUGGAAGCAUAUUCAUGUGAUUGUAACUGAUUUCUCUAAAUUGAAAAAAACUUGUCCCCAGCCUCUAGGUUCCUGGGCAUGACCAGGCUUUCUGACCCCUUUCCCCAUGUUUUUCCUCACUCCUACCUCUAAAAGCUUUUUUGCCAGGAUUGGAGUUAGGCAAUCAAAAUAUUUUGUCAUUAUAUGAAUCUGUGCACCUGCUUUGAGAACAGGGCAAUGUGAUCUAUGUUUGUGUUCUAUGUUUUAAUAUUUCUAUUUUAUGUUUUACUAUUAAUAUGAAAAUAAAGAAUUUGC
This is a messenger RNA of Nycticebus coucang (slow loris), 4970 nucleotides long. RefSeq names its product ring finger and WD repeat domain 3 (gene RFWD3). The record is from RefSeq and is a predicted model, not a curated record. Gene Ontology annotation, molecular function: protein binding; ubiquitin protein ligase activity. Bases 189 to 2495 code for a protein of 768 amino acids. The transcript has 14 exons. NCBI's taxonomy places the organism in Eukaryota, Metazoa, Chordata, Mammalia, Primates, Lorisidae. Gene Ontology annotation, cellular component: nucleus; site of double-strand break. Gene Ontology annotation, biological process: interstrand cross-link repair; protein ubiquitination; double-strand break repair via homologous recombination.